Molecule: messenger RNA, 375 nt
Organism: Seminavis robusta
Lineage: Eukaryota; Bacillariophyta; Bacillariophyceae; Naviculales; Naviculaceae
Source: the annotation of a GenBank genome assembly
AUGUGUCGAAGUUGUAAAUCGUUCCAGAGAAAUCCAUUGCAUGUGGAAGCCGCAGGGCUCAAGGAGGAAUGGAAAGCCUUCGUGCAGCAACAGCAAUCUCAUUACAAGAAGCUGGGAAUUGAUGCCCUGCUGACAUUCACACGAACGAAUAAUUCAAAUGAUGUGCUGGUGGGAGCCAUUGCAUUCAAACUUGUGCAUGAGUUUCAACCGAAAAGCUCCAGCCAAGGCUUGAUGGAGGAUCUGUCUAAAUUGAAGCGUAUGUGGGAUGAUGGCCUCUUGACGGAAGAGGAAUUCAAACAAGCCAAGUCAACGAUAUGGCGGGACUAUGAUAUCGGGCAACUAGAAGGCGGCUUGCCGCUACAGGGAGGCUGCUAG